Messenger RNA from Coregonus clupeaformis (lake whitefish), 6697 nucleotides. RefSeq names its product protein mono-ADP-ribosyltransferase PARP14-like. Lineage: Eukaryota; Metazoa; Chordata; Actinopteri; Salmoniformes; Salmonidae. Gene Ontology annotation, biological process: negative regulation of gene expression. The record is from RefSeq and is a predicted model, not a curated record. The transcript is spliced from 27 exons. Gene Ontology annotation, molecular function: transcription corepressor activity; NAD+ poly-ADP-ribosyltransferase activity. Bases 158 to 6529 code for a protein of 2123 amino acids. Gene Ontology annotation, cellular component: nucleus; cytoplasm.
CAUAAGAGCUUAACACAACAUAUUAGCAAAAAUAAUCGUUGUUCCACUGAGAUUCGAACUGUCACUUCAAAAGGACAGGUGAGGAAUCGAAGUUUCUGAAAAAGAGGCAUACAAAUAUUAUGAUGCUUCAAUCAAUAUAGGUCGACCUAAUUGAAUAAUGACGGAAAAAACUGUGAUUCUGGAGGGUCUGCCAGACGACCUAGACAAAAUUAGAUCCAAAUUGGAUUUGUACUUCAAAAACAAAAGGAGGUCUGGAGGAGAGGUAUUACAAAUUCAAGACUAUCCUGGGGACAAGAAGAAGGCUCUGCUUGUUUACCUCGAAGAUGCAUGUCUGCAGAAAGUGUUGGCUAAAAGAGAUCAUAAGAUAGAUUUUAAAAAACCCAUUGGGGUGGUUGAGCUUCAAGUGAAACUGAAAGAGGAUGGCGGUGAAACAAAAGUGAAGAAUGUUAAACCACCUCUCUUACCUCACCCAAAAAGAGACAAUCUGACUCUUGUGGGGAAAUCUGCACCCAACACGGAAGAGAAGCAGCCAGUGUCAGACAGUCAAGCAGAUUCAGUGGAGGAUAAGGAUAUAAAAGCAGAAACAUAUUCACUGCUUGUUAGAACCACCAAGGAACUCGAAAAGGAGCUCCUUAAAUUGUAUUUUGACCAGUUUGCAUCAGAAGAAGAAGGAGUCAGCAUUACAAGACAUGACAAGAAUAGCUGGAUCCUCAAACUGUCCUUUCAGUCUGAUGCAGAGAAAGUCCUUGCCAAGAAGGAGCAUCAGUAUGGCAUUUCUGUGGAGGUGUACAAUGAGACAGCUGUGGAAGGGAAACUGGACAACAGGCGCUUCGUCCUGACUGGGUUCAAUGAGAGCUGCAAGUGCGACAUCAUCUCUCUGUUCAUCGGCAGCUGCAGCCAAGGGGCUGAGCAUGCCUGGGAGACCCUGGACGAUGGAGACAGAAUAGUGGUCACCUUCAAACAGAACAUUGACAUAAAGUCCUUCCUUAGGAAAUGUUCAUCAAAGAAGUUCCAGGGCAUGGAGAUCGGGGCGUGUCGUUUAGAGCUGACAGACUCUGUGCUUGUCCAGGGGGACAUGAGCCAAAUCAAAGGAGGAGUGGAGGAGGCCCUCAAUCUCUACUUCUCCAGCAAGAGGAGCAAAGGAGGAGAUAUCAAGUCCCAGAUCUGGGUUACCAAGGGCAAGAGCAUGGUCAUCACCUUUGAAGACUGUCAUGUUGCCUAUCAGGUGGUGGAACACAUGCAUAAUUUCGGUGGGGUGGACCUCAUAGCUCAGCUAUUCUACUCCAGUCUGCAGAAGGCUUUAACUGGGCAAACAGCCCCCCAGUCAGAUAUCCCUUCUAACAUAGCCCUUUGUCUCAGCUCAGCACUUUUCGACUUCAUUAAACGUGAUGAAGGCCGCAAGCAGGAUUUAACAACUGGACUACGUAAGGUCAAUGCUAGUGUCUCCUUCAAUAUGACCACAGAACCCCCACAGAUAGAGCUGGACAUGACCAUGGAGAAGGAGUCCUUGGGCAUGCUCAGACUGGGCCCUACAUGGGGACGAAUUGCCCGGAGAGAGGCUCUGGCCUUGCUAGAGAAAUACAAAGAGGUUCAGCUGCCCACAACGGUGGAGGUCUGGGAAAGGGCUGAGAGUAGUUGUCUUGGCCUCAAAUCCCCUGAUGCCAGCAUUUCUUACAAGAAGAGCAAUGGUGAGAUUGUGGUGGUAGGCGUGCAGAAUGAGGUGAAUACCCUUGUGGAGAAGAUUGAGCACAUGGUGAAGAAGGUCAGUGAUGAGCUUGAGAUGGAGAGGAACACAAUAGUAAGAAAGAUCUCACUGGACUCCAAAGAGAAGUUUGAGAUCAUCUGGAAUCUUGUCUCUGGCAAACUAGUGGACGUGGAGUUUUCCAAAGAUGAAGAAAGCUUUAUCAUAUGUCUAAAGGGUUUGGAGAACAAGGUGAGCACAGCAGAAGGUGUUGUCCAAGAGGCCAUGGGGAAUGUUGAAGCCAAACUGCUUGAUGUAUCAGUGCCUUUGAUGGAGUUCUUGAAAUCUCUGGACCUGAAGAAGUUUGAGAGGGAGCAUUUUGCCCAGAACCACAUAUCGUCUGUAUUUCUCCUUGGUGAUGGUUCUAUCCAGAUCCUGGCAGAAAAAGCUGACGUCCAGAGAGCUGAAGACAAAUUACAUGAGGUCAUCAAAGAAGAAGUCAUCAAACUCACACAAGACCAAGCCCAUCUGACCAAUGGCGAACAAUGGACACAGUUCUUUGCCGUACUUAAUGGCGAGCUCAAAUUCACCAAGAACAACCACAAUGUCAGCAUCUCCGUAACACAGGAGAAGAUUGUAGUCUGUGGAUUCUCCAGUGUGGUGGCAGAUGUGUCAGGGAAGUUGAGGGGAUACCUGGACAACAAGAAGCCAGAAACGGUGGACAUCUCUCUCAAAUCAGUCCAGGAAGUAGAGUUUGUGGCCUCUUGCAUGAACCUCUCAGAGGUCCCUGAAAUCAAGGCUCUGGGCGUGACUAUACUGCCAUGCAUAACACAAGGAUCUCCUUGUCUGAAGAUCACGGCAGCGGGUGAUAAAAUCAAAGAGGCCGUAGAUGCAGUGAAACAGCAGGUCAGUACAAUUACAAUGGAGAGGUACACAUACUCCAAAGCCGGAGAGUCCGAAGUCCUAGAGAAGAACCAAGUGGAUCUGCAGGCUAAGGUCAAGGAUUUAGGGUGCAAGCUCUACCUAUCGCCAGUGAUUACCCACUGUCAGAAAUACAGCUACAACAUAGAAGGUUGCGUCACUUUAACUGUUGGUCAGGGUAACAUCUCCCAACAUGCUGCAGAUGCUUUGAUCUGCCCUGUGAGCAGCAGUCUGUCCUUUGAUACUCCAAUUGCCAAGCAGUUCCUUCAGAUUGGUGGGCCUGAGAUCAGGAAGGUGUUUGACAAGUUCCUGAAGGAGAGGCAGACUCUACAGCCAGGAGAUGUGGUCUUGUCCAACCCAGGCACCCUUGGAGCUCAGCACCUCAUCUAUGCAGUGAUUCCAGUAUGGGGGAAGGACACCUCAACUCUUAAAAAUAUACAUCUACAAUCAACGGUCCAGGACAGUUUACUGAAUGCAGACAUCAAGAAGUGCAUCUCCAUAUGGAUGCCAGCGAUGGGGUGUGGCACCUUUGGUUUUCCCGUCACAGAGAGUUGUGCAGCAGUUAUCAAGGGAGUCCUCGGAUUCAUUAAACAGAAACCCCAACACCUGAGGAACAUAUUUGUGAUAGAUUCCGACGCCAAGAUAGUGGGGGAGUUCCAGUCAGCCAUUGAAGGAGAGGGUUAUCGUCGACAACAAACAACCAACAAAACAGCAACAGGCACGACUCCAACUGCUCCCUCUGCAGCUACUGCCUCAAAUAACACACCUUCACCACCACCCCUAGUGGCUAAACCAGGCUCAGACAUCAAAGUGAUUAUUGGUGGAGUGUCAGUGACGCUGAAAAAGGGAGACAUCACCAAAGAGACAGUGGAUGUCAUAGUGAAUUCCAACAACCAUCAUCUGAAUCUUAAUUCUGGUGUGUCUGGAGCCAUCCUAAAGGAAGCUGGGAAAUCAGUAGUGGAUGAAUGCAGAAGAAUGGUACAAUAUCUUGGUGCCCUGAAGGACGAUGGUGUUAUGCUCUCACGUGGUGGGAACCUGAACUGUAAGAACAUAGCUCAGAUAGUUGGGCCCAAGAAUGCUGCAGAUAUCACUACCUCCAUAGAGAAAGUCCUUAAUCUGUGUGAGAAAAGGAAGGCAGUCACAGUGUCCAUUCCUACUAUUGGCACAGGGAAAGGUGGCAUUGAGCCCAAAGAUUCCAUCAAGGCCAUACUAAAAGGACUGGAGAGACACAUAUCACAGAUGCCUUCAUCCAGCAUCAAAACCAUCUUCAUAGUGGCCUUUGAGCAGAAGAUCUUUGACCUCUUGAGAGAUUACUUUAACAAAAGGAACCUGGGCCCACACAAAAUCAUGCAGGCUGCAUCAACAUCUACACCUUCUCAGUCCAGUCUUCCCCCAAAUCAAGUUAAGAUCCAUGGUGUCAGAAUUGAAGUGAGGAGAGGCGACAUCACUCAAGAAACUGUCAGAGGCAUCGUGAAUACCACCAACUCUGGUAUCAGCUUAACAAGAGGAGUUAGUGCUGCGAUUCUCAAAGCAGCUGGGAGCGCAGUUGAACAGGAGUGCAAAACCAUUUGCCCUCUGAGGGCUGAUGCAGCAGGGGUGACCAGUGGAGGGGACCUGCAGUGUGACUUCAUCCUUCACAUGCUGGGGCCCCACUCUGUGGCUGACGCUACACUACGAGUCACCAAGGUGCUGGAGUGCUGUGAGAACAAACAGAUCGCAACCGUGUCGUUCCCUGCUGUGGGCACUGGAGGUGGGGGCCUUAAUGGUACAGACUCCAUUGGUGCCAUCCUCCAGGGCAUCCAGGAUCAUCUAUCACAGUGCCUCUUUUCUACCAUCAUCAAACUGAUCUACAUCGUCAUCUAUGAGGACAAGGUCCUGCAGGAGUGUCAGCUGGGGCUCAACCAGUGGAAGACUAGCCAGAUGGCGCUCCUCGAUGAUCUCCGUGGGGGGGGGGGUGCAACUCAGUGUACAUUACUGUGUAUAGUUGUUGUUUUUAAACCCAUUCUUUGGAUUGUCAUCCAGGAUGAAGAUGAUCUUUAUGGUGAUGAUGAUGACAGUGACUCUGAGGAUGAUUUUUAUGAUGAUACCACCAGCUCUGGGGAAGACGAUGGCAGCAGUGGUCAGACAGGAAACACCAUUGAAGCAAUGAUUGGGCCAGUGAUGGUCAAGGUGGUAUGUGGUGACAUCACUAAGGAGAUAACAGACGCCAUCGUCAGCAGUACAAACUCAAGCCUCGAUCUGAACUCAGGUGUAUCAGGAGCCAUUCUAAAAGCAGCUGGACAGUCGGUUGUGGACGAGUGCAAAGCUUUAGGGACCCAACCCAAUGAUGGUGUUGUCAUGACCAAACCUGGAAACAUCCAGACCAAGCACAUCAUUCACAUGGUGGGGCAGACCAAGGAGAAGGAGAUCACCAGCUCCAUUCUCAAGGUGCUGAAGAUGUGUGAAGACAAGAAACUCCAGUCGGUCUCCAUCCCAGCACUUGGAACAGGUGCUGGUAACUUGGGAGCAAUGGCGGUCGGGAAUGCAAUGUUGGACGCAAUAACUGAGCUACAGAAAACCAUCAGAACCCCAUCAGUUAAAACGAUUCACAUUGUUAUAUUCCAAACCAAGAUGAUGAAGGACUUUGAUGAGGUUAUGAAAAAGUUCAAAAAGGUGACGCCCAAGCCUGCUGCCAAAAAAACCACACCAGCCCAGCCUGCUCCUACCAAACCAGCCCUGUGUUUGGCCAGCGCCACAGCAGCCGUGGUCUUCCCCAGUAUGGAGACUGAGGUGUACGGGCCCUCCCCUGCCAGCCUGGCUCAGGUGAAGAAACUUCUGGACGAGCUGGUCUCUGAGGAGUGCAUCAGCCAGGACCUGCCCUCCAGCCACCUGCCCCUUCUGCUGGAGCCGCAGAAACAGGCCAUCGUGGCCCUGAGCCAGAAGAACCAGGUCCGUGUCCUGGUAGCAUCCCCAAACAAAGUCACUGUCUCUGGGAAGAAAGACAACGUUUUUUCGGUCGUCCUCCAGAUUAGGGACUAUCUGCUGGGGGCGAGGGACAGGGAGAGCCGGGAGGGAGAGGAGAAGAGGAUGUGGGAGACGGUGCGCUGGGAGGCCGGGGAGGGAGAGGCCUGGGGAGAGCUGGACCAGAGUCUCAGCUAUGAUCUCGAGCUGGCCGUACACAGGAAAGACAAAAGUUUUAAAUAUAACCACCAGGGGGAGACAUUCACUGUUGAUCUGAGCAGAAUGCAGCAGACUGACAGCAAAGGGACAAUCACCAGAGUCAAAAGGAGCCUUGUGGCAGACUCGGACACAGCUGUCAUUCAGUUCCCACGUAGCUGGACCAGAAUGGACGGCAAGGACCUGGAGAUAGUCACAUUGGCUCCCAACUCAGGGGAGUACCAGAGCAUAGAGAAGGAAUUUGUUGCAACCUCCAAGAAACCAAAUACUAAUACACAAUCAACCAUUCAGAUUGUCCAGAUCCAGAGGAUUCAAAGCAAAGACCAGUGGCAGAGGUACGCAGUGAAGAAACAGGCGUUGGAUAAGAAGUAUCCUAAAAACAAGAAUGAGCUGAACCUUUACCACGGCACCACCAAAGACAUUUGUCAGAAAAUCAACGCCUGUGGUUUCAAUAGGAGCUUCUGUGGGAGAAACGCUACUGUUUACGGGGACGGGACCUACUUUGCCAAAGAGACGUGGUACUCGUGCCAGGAUGCCUACUCCAACCCAGACGCCAGUGGGCUGAAGUACAUGUACCGUGCCAGGGUGCUGGUGGGUAAACCCUGCCUAGGAGUGAGGGGCAUGAAGGAGCCGAACCCUCUGAACCCUACUGAUCUCCAUCAGGGCCUGCAUGACUGUGCUGUCAAUGACCUGCAGAAUCCCUUUAUUUAUGUGGUGUUCUGUGAUGCAGGGGCCUACCCUGACUACCUCAUCAGCUUCAAGACUGUCUGAGAGAGAGGCGGCCUGAUGAAGGCCUUUUUUUUAAAGAAUACGGCACUGAAACGCCAAUACGGCAAAAUGUAACAUUUGCACUCUAAACUGUAGAAACUACACUAUAUAUACAAAGGUAUGUGGACACCACUUCAAAUUAGUGGAUGCGACUAUUUCAGCCACACCCGU